Messenger RNA from Phymastichus coffea, 474 nucleotides. Its product is annotated as zinc finger SWIM domain-containing protein 7-like. The transcript is spliced from 3 exons. Gene Ontology annotation, molecular function: zinc ion binding. Bases 1 to 474 code for a protein of 157 amino acids. The record is from RefSeq and is a predicted model, not a curated record. Lineage: Eukaryota; Metazoa; Arthropoda; Insecta; Hymenoptera; Eulophidae. Gene Ontology annotation, biological process: double-strand break repair via homologous recombination. Gene Ontology annotation, cellular component: Shu complex.
AUGAGUGAAGACGAAGUGGUUUAUCAUUCCAACGUUUGUUUUAAAAGUAGUAUUAGACGUGUGCUGACAGAAAUAGCUGAAGAUUUCCAAAAAGAAAACAAACUUACUGCAUUGCAUUUAUUUAGAUUGCGUUGCAUGUGUGGAGCAACAUUUGACAGAGCUCUUGAGUUGUACGAGUCAAAAAAAGUAACUGAAUUCAAAGUUGAAUUGACACAACAUACGAUUAAAAAUAGAACUGCAUGUUGUUUUUAUGAAGUUAAAGGACAAAGUAGUGAAGUUUAUACAAUUUUCCCAAAUCUUAAUUUUUGUUCUUGUUUAUCUUUUGAGAAUCAAGUUCUGAAAGAACAUAGUACCUUUACUUGUAAACAUAUAUUAGCAGUUUGGUUAGCAUCACUUACGCAGACUAAUCUGAAUUAUCAAACUAUUCAAGAAUCUAAAUUUUGUGAAGUACUGCUAGGACGUGUUUUGUAUUAG